Molecule: messenger RNA, 3191 nt
Organism: Colletes gigas
Lineage: Eukaryota; Metazoa; Arthropoda; Insecta; Hymenoptera; Colletidae
Exons: 4
Coding region: 426-2441 (671 amino acids)
Source: RefSeq, a predicted model, not a curated record
CGUAAGUAGGUGAAAGGGUUCGUUCGGUUCUGUCUCGUCGUUACGUAAUCGAACCCGUUACAAUAGAAACACCGGACCACGACGUUCGCGCGUGAACGUCACGGGCACGUUCGAUCGGUAUUGGUUGUUUGGCCGGUGUCCGUGGCCGUAAGUCUGAGACUCGUCGGCCGUGCGUGGCUAAUUUCGCGCGCUCUGCUCGCAGUAUCGUUCGCCCGCGUUCGAUAGGCGACCAGGUGAAUUCGCUCGAUGUCCUGCCUGACCGCGAACGCCGCGGUCGCGUCGAGGCGGCAUCGUGCGGAGAGGAAUACGUCAGCGUCGUUAUGGUAUCGCUCACGUGAACGGCGGACAGCGACAGCCGACAGACGCGAGUGCCGUAGGUGCUCGUCAAGUUUGACAGGAAUCGCGAAGGCAGGAACAAAGCCACGAUGCGAAAAGCGAAGAAACGAUCGCGUAUCGUCGAGUGGCUUUGCGGACGGCCCGGGCUGGUGUUGUUGUUGUUGCCGGCCGGUCUCCUGGCGAGCCUCUACGUCGCUUCGACGGACGACGGUUACGGGUUCGAGCCACGGUAUCACUCUAUGUAUAGGACGUACAACGUUAACGAGGAAACGGUGGACGGGUACCUGGUGUGGAAUCCGAAAUGUCAGAUGCUUGCGAUGGAGCCGCUGGACCCAGCGAUUCGUUCCUUCGUGAAGAAGGAGAAAUUCGAGAACUGCUCGAACGACAUCAACCUGACGAGUCUAAUUCGGGAGGAGAACGGCAGCGUGGUGCUGUUCAUCGACCCGGCGGCCACGACCCUUCAUCCGGGUCUGGAGUGUUGCUGGUCGGCCAUCCUUCGACCAGAGAAGCGGGCAAUGGGGAAGUCCGGUAAAGAUAAAAACGACUUGGAAUCGACGAUCAUAGUGAAACCGUGCGAGAAGUUCGAUAGCCAAAAGAUCUUGCCCGUGAAUAUCGAAGCGGCGAUCGUAAACUGCAGCCUGAAGUCCAAGAAUCGAGGGUCAGCCAGUGGCAAACCGUUCUAUCAGAACGUCCAUGCGGUCAUGGGCGUCGAAAAGGUUCGUGAUCGUUUGCGCCGCAACGGGAACCAAUCGACGGCGACCGGCGAGCUCUCGAGGAAGCUCAGCGUUCUCGUGAUGGGUAUCGAUAGCGUCAGUAGGCUAAAUUUCCUGCGCAGCGCGCCAUCCGUUGAUAAGUAUCUGCGUGAGACCGGUUGGGUUCACUUGGACGGAUACAACAAGAUGGCGGACAACACCUUUCCGAAUUUGAUGGCGAUCUUGACUGGUCAGAAUCAAAGCCUGGCCUACGAAAAGUGCAAGCCUACCGUUCCUUAUAAGCUCGACCAAUGCCCCUUUCUUUGGCAAAACUUUCGCAACGCCGGCUACGUGACUGCCUACGGUGAGGAUGAGACCGGUCUGAGCACCUUCAAUUAUCUCAAAGUAGGCUUCGUCGAUCCACCAACCGACUUCUACCUCCGACCGUACAUUCUCGCCUGCGAGAAGCUCCUCAAGGUGAAGAAAAGAUUCGGUCUAAAGUAUUGCUCCGGGCCCGAGACCAAUUUCGACAGGAUCCUCGACUACGCGUUGGAUUUCGCGCGCACCUUUCUCGGUCUGCCUUAUUUCGGCUUUUUCUGGACGACCAGCGUCAGCCACGAAAACGCGAACGGGCUGUCGUCGAUGGAAGGUCGUCUGCUUAACAAGCUCAAGUACCUGGAACGCGAGGGUGUGUUAAACGACACGAUGGUUGUCUUCCUAAGCGAUCACGGGAUGCGCUGGGGUCCGAUCAGGAACACGUUCGUAGGUUGGUACGAGGAAAGACUGCCUUUCAUUUAUAUUUGGAUACCGCAAUGGUUCCGCGCGGAGCGUCCCGACGCGUACUCGUCGUUGCGCGCGAACCAGCACCGCCUGACCUCGCCCUUCGACCUUUACGAAACGCUACGCGACGUGGUGAGUCUAUCCGGGGGCAAGGCGAACCAAUCCCCGUCGUGUCCAACUUGUCACAACCUUUUGGGAGCGAGGCCAGUGCCUUUUCAAAGAGGCUGCUCGGACGCGGGGAUCUCCUCCCACUGGUGCGCCUGCACGCCGUUCAAACCUGCCGACCCCCACGAUCCGGUCGUCGAAAACGGGGCCCAAGCCUUCCUGAAACACGUGGACGGCCACGUGGCCGCGUACAGGGACAAGAAGGGCCGCCGUCUGUGCGCGAAGUUACGCCUCAAGAAGCUCCAUCACGUGGACCGAGCGAUCGACGUUACCAAUUCUACCGAGCUAGUCUUCUUUUAUAUGAUACAAGUCACGCCGGGCGACGCGAAGUUCGAGGUGACCGUCAGGUACCACGAGAACGACACUUACACGGUGUCCGAUCACGAAGUGAGCAGAAUCAACCCUUACGCAUCGGGCGCCAAGUGUCUCGAUCGAGGGAUGAAACAGUAUUGCCAUUGCGUAAGAUAGGACAUAUGUCCGGCCUAUGAGUGGCCUGUCUAAUCGAAAUACAACGUUCCCCUUUAACUGAAGCGACGGUCAACUCUAUUAUCCGGUCAGGGUAUUGACUCCGAGAGACUGUUAAUUGAUCGGGGGAUAUAUUGACUCUGCAGCUGUGCUACUUGUCCUUUCUGCCAUGUUGGUUGCUGAACACGUUCACUGUGGUGCGGGACACAUCAACGGAAGUUGAGAAAAAUGCCUAUUAGUUUUCUUUUUCGCUUAAUGUUAUAAGUUUGUUCCGAAGACAACGGAUGACGAGAUUAGCACCAUCUGAGAUUUCUGUUACUACACUUGGUUGAGAUAAUUCUGUUUAUAGUGCCAUAAAUACUACAGUAAUACGGGUAGAAUAAUUUUGGCUGGGUGUACCUCAGAGAUUACGACUGAAGAGUCUAUAUUCUCAUUUCCGUUGUCAGAUAAUAAAGAUUACGUUAAUUAACGAUACGGGAUAUGAAAGUUAUCACAGUGAACGUAUUAAGACAGUGUUUGAUUUGUUAGGCAACAAGACGUGCCAUUUCCAAGAAUGUGUAUUUUUUAAAUCAUCACAAGAUUUUAUAAUUUUCCAUCAUUAUGUAUUAACGUUUAAACAAUGAAUACGUAUAACUAUCGUUUACUAAAAAUUAUUAUUUUAGGAGGCCCCGAAUUUGUAGUAAUAAGGAAACAAUUUUUGUGGUUUGUGCGAAUGGUGCUAUGAUUAGUAUUAAAUUUAUUUAGAAAGAAAGA